GCUCGGUAGGCUGAUGUGAUGCGAUCAUCUUUUCGCUUCCAUAUCUGUGUGCGCAUUAAGGGUUGCACAGAUUUGGACGGUAUAGUACUGCACGUCCAUGCGGUCUUUCCGACCGAGACCUGAGGCUGCGAGAACGGCACAGCCACCGCCGAGGUUCCGCUGAUCAUCUCCGUCACCAAUCCUCUCUCUUCAAGCAAGACAUACUCAGUACUCUUGGUUUUCCAUGUCGGCAACAUCAGGAAGGAAUGACUCAAUGAUCAGAGAAGGGUGAUAGCAGCUGCAUUUCUAACACAUUUCACGAUGGCUACAGUGCGAAUCUGCGUCUGUGGAGACGAAGGCACUGGCAAGUCCAGCUUGAUCACUUCUCUUGUCAAAGGUGUCUUUGUAACAAACAAGAUUCAACCCGUCCUACCCCAGAUCACCAUACCUCCGACCAUCGGAACCCCCGAAAAUGUCACAACGACAACAGUGGUGGACACCUCUGCGCUCCCGCAAGAGCGCAAUAACUUGGGAAGGGAAAUCAGAAAAUCCAAUGUGAUCCUACUUGUGUACUCGGACCAUUACAGCUACGAAAGAGUCGCUCUGUUCUGGCUGCCGUAUUUCCGUUCCUUGGGGGUCAAUGUACCGGUAGUUCUUUGCGCGAACAAGUCCGACCUGGCUGCGGACCACACGGAGACACAAGUCAUUGAGGAGGAGAUGCUCCCGCUGAUGGCAGAGUUCAAGGAGAUCGAUUCAUGUAUACGCACCAGUGCCCGCGAGCAUCGAAAUGUCAACGAGGCUUUCUUUCUCUGCCAAAAAGCCGUCACGCAUCCCAUCGCACCGCUCUUCGAUUCCAAGGAGUCUGCCCUGAAACCCGCUGCCGUCGCCGCACUACAACGCAUAUUCUAUCUGAGUGAUAAAGAUCGGGAUGGUUAUCUUAGCGACAAGGAGAUGGAGGACUUUCAGAUGCGCUGUUUCGAGAAGCCCCUGAGUGAAGAAGAUCUUGUUCAUAUCAAGGAGACCAUCCAAAGGACACAUCCUCACUCGGUCACUCCCUCAGGCAUUGACUGCUGUGGGUUUCUUCAUCUGAACAAGAUGUAUGCUGAGAAAGGUCGUCACGAAACGGUCUGGAUUAUUCUGCGGGCUUUUCAGUACACGGAUAACUUGUCCCUUCAAGAAAGCUUCCUCCAUCCGAGAUUUGAAGUUCCCCCUUACGCAUCAGCCGAGCUGUCGCCAGAGGGCUAUCGUUUCUUUGUUAACCUUUUUCUCCUCUCCGACAAGGAUAAUGAUGGUGGACUGAAUGACGCCGAGUUGGCGUCGCUGUUUGCGCCGACACCAGGGUUGCCUGCCUCUUGGGCGGAUGGCUCAUUCCCAUCUUCCACCGUUCGGAACGAGGCCGGUCAUGUCACCCUUCAGGGUUGGCUUGCACAGUGGAGUAUGACCACUUUCACAUCGCCCAAGACCACGCUCGAGUAUUUGGCCUACUUGGGAUUCGAGUCAUCCGACCGCAGCAAUCCUUCGACAACGGCGGCGCUUAAAGUCACGCGGCCACGAAAGCGAAGGAGACGGCCCGGACGCGUGGGGCGCAAUGUCGUUCUUGGCCACGUGCUUGGAGCUCCGGGAUCCGGCAAAUCGGCUUUGUUGGAUGCGUUCCUCUCGAGAGGAUUUAGCGCCACAUAUCAUCCCACCAUUCAGCCACGAACUGCUGUGAAUACAGUCGAGCUCCCUGGGGGUAAGCAAUGCUAUCUGAUCCUGGACGAACUCGGAGAGCUAGAGCCUGCAAUCCUGGAGAAUCAGGUCAAGCUCCUCGACCAGUGCGAUGUCAUUGUUUACACGUACGACUCUUCUGAUCCCGAUUCCUUUGCGUAUAUUCCGGCGCUGCGGGCCAAGUAUCCGCACUUGGAAGAGCUUGCGAGUGUGUUUGUUGCCCUUAAAGCGGACUUGGACCGAACCACCCAACGGGCGGAGCAUCAACCUCAUGAAUACACGGCCAUGCUGAACAUGCCCAGUCCACCACUUCAUGUCAGCGCUACGUGGAGUUCCAUCCAAGAAGUGUUUGUUCAUAUCGCCGAGGCGGCUAUGGAACCCAGCACGGCCUUUCCACGGAGUGAGGAAGAUGUCGAGGGCAAGUGGAUGUCGUGGGGAAUCGCACUGGGGGCGGUCGUCUGCGCGGGGGCAGCAGCGGUGAUGAUCUGGCGGAGAGUUAGUGGUAGUGGGGUCUGAGGGCGCUUCUUGUUCCCCAGCAGUGAACCUGUAGCGAUAGUUGUAAACCUAGAUACCA
Aspergillus japonicus CBS 114.51 is the source of this 2260-nucleotide messenger RNA. RefSeq names its product ERMES complex Ca(2+)-binding regulatory GTPase GEM1 (gene gem1). NCBI's taxonomy places the organism in Eukaryota, Fungi, Ascomycota, Eurotiomycetes, Eurotiales, Aspergillaceae. The transcript is spliced from 2 exons. The record is from RefSeq and is a predicted model, not a curated record. Gene Ontology annotation, molecular function: GDP binding; GTPase activity; GTP binding. Gene Ontology annotation, cellular component: mitochondrial outer membrane; plasma membrane. Gene Ontology annotation, biological process: mitochondrion organization; signal transduction. Bases 301 to 2202 code for a protein of 633 amino acids.